Messenger RNA from Lachancea fermentati, 2595 nucleotides. NCBI's taxonomy places the organism in Eukaryota, Fungi, Ascomycota, Saccharomycetes, Saccharomycetales, Saccharomycetaceae. The record is from the annotation of a GenBank genome assembly.
AUGAAUGGGGAGGAAGCAAUUUUCCGAGCUGCUGAUAUGACAUAUGUACAGCUGUACAUUCCGCUCGAACUGUCAAGGGAAGUGGUUUGUAUCCUUGGAAAUUUAGGAAACGUUAUGUUUCGAGAUCUGAAUACAGAUUUGAGCAACUUUCAAAGAGGUUACAUUAGCCAAAUCAGAAAAUUCGAUGAGAUAGAAAGAUUAAUAGAAUACAUGAACAGCGUGGCUGAUAGGCAUGCGGAAGCAACUUGGAAAUACAUGUUGCACGAGGAUGAUGACAACGCAACUCAACACCCAAAUUUGACACAGUUAAUAUCCAGUCUACAAACGCACUCCAUGGACUCAAUUAGUAACUUAUCCGAAGAAAUAACACAGUUUGAGGGCAGAGUUCGACAGUUGGAUGAAUCUCUCGGAAAUUUGAAAAAAAGAUUGAAUACCUUAAUUGAGCAUAGGAGCACUGUUUUUGAAUGUGGAAGAUACCUCGAGGUCAAUCCCGGUCUUAGUGGAAGAAUACCUCGCUCCCGGCAGCAAGAUGAAGAGUUUGCAGUGGAUGAUUUUAGACUUACAGAGGAUGAUGUCAGCGAAACUUUGAGUGAUACAUUCUCAUUUGAUGAUGAUAAUACUGACAGUUUGUUGGAUGGUGCAACAAACGUGUCCCCUGAGCUGGAAGAAGGCUUUCGUCACCGGACCAUGGUCACUGGCUCCAUUAACAGAAUGAAAAUUGAAACACUAAACAAGAUCUUGUGGAGAAUUUUACGUGGUAACCUGUUUUUCCACCACAUACCGAUUGAGCAACCACUCCUAGAAGGCGAACAAUUGGUUGAAAAGGAUUGCUUCAUUGUUUUCACUCACGGUGAUGUCUUAAUGAAUAAGGUAAAACGGGUUGUUGAAUCUUUAAAUGGAACAAUAUUCUCUCUAUCUGGGGUAGACUCGAACAUUCAACGCCUGAAUGAUCAAAUUUCUGACUUGCAGCAGAUUUGCCAGACUACAGAGCAAACAUUACACACAGAGCUGCUGAUUGUUUCUGAUCAGCUACCUAUGUGGACUGCCAUGGUAAGAAGGGAGAAAUAUAUUUAUGCAACUUUAAAUCUCUUUAAACAAGAGUCUCAGGGGCUAGUUGCAGAAGGUUGGAUUCCUUCUUCUGAAGUUCUAAUGGUUUCCAACGCUUUGAAGGACUACAGCGAGAGUAUCGGUUCCGAAAACAGUGCAGUAAUGAGUGUCAUAAAGACAAAUAAAAUUCCACCUACGUAUCAUAGAACGAACAAAUUUACUGGAGCUUUUCAAUCAAUUGUGGAUGCCUACGGUAUUGCGACUUACAAAGAGGUAAAUCCAGGUCUAGCUACCAUUGUUACAUUUCCUUUUAUGUUUGCAAUUAUGUUUGGUGAUACAGGCCACGGUCUGAUAUUAUUUUUGAUCGCUCUGUAUCUUGUUUUGAAUGAACGGAAGUUUUCUCAAGGCGAUAGGGGAGAAAUUUUCGAAAUGGCCUUUUCCGGAAGAUACGUAUUGCUUUUGAUGGGGUUCUUUUCUAUCUACACUGGUCUUCUUUACAAUGAUAUAUUCUCAUUAUCCAUGACUUUUUUCAAAUCAGGAUGGCGUUGGCCAUCGGAUUUCAAGGAGGGUGAGUCUAUAGUAGCAACUAGCGUUGGGGUUUAUCCAUUUGGCAUUGAUCAUGCCUGGCACGGAACCGAGAACAACCUGAUUUUCACAAACUCAUAUAAAAUGAAGCUUUCUAUCUUAAUGGGAUUCAUCCAUAUGACUUAUUCUCUCAUGUUCUCUUUGGUCAACUACAGGUACUUCAAUUCGAGGGUCGACAUAAUUGGUAAUUUCAUUCCUGGCUUUGUCUUCAUGCAAUCAAUUUUUGGGUAUUUGUCCUGGGCUAUCGUCUUCAAAUGGUCAAAAGAUUGGAUCAAAGACAACAAACCGGCCCCUGGUUUGCUAAAUAUGCUUAUCAACAUGUUUUUAUCUCCAGGUACCAUUGACGAUCAUCUUUAUCCAGGUCAGGCCUUCUUACAAGUUGUUCUUCUGUUGGCUGCCUUAAUAUGCGUUCCUUGGCUACUAUUGUAUAAACCAUUGAAACUAAGAGCGCAGAAUAGAAAUGCAAUUUCUCAAGGUUAUCAAAAUAUUCAUGAUCAAAAUGUUUCAGAAAGCAUUAUUGAGUCUCAAGAGAAUGCUGGUGAUGACAUUGUUGUAACAGAUUUUGAUGAUGGUCCUAAAAAAGAGUUCAAUUUUGGAGAUGUCAUGAUCCAUCAAGUGAUCCAUACCAUAGAAUUUUGCUUAAAUUGUAUUUCUCAUACUGCUUCAUAUUUGAGGUUGUGGGCUCUUUCAUUGGCACAUGCCCAACUUUCGAGUGUUUUAUGGACGAUGACAAUUGCUAAUGCUUUUUCUUCGGAGAAUUCAGGGUCUCCUCUGUCUGUUGCAAAAGUUGUUAUUUUGUUUGGUAUGUGGUUUGUGCUUACAGUCUGCAUUUUGGUUAUGAUGGAGGGAACUUCUGCGAUGUUGCAUUCGUUAAGGUUACAUUGGGUGGAAGCAAUGUCAAAAUUCUUUGAAGGCGAAGGGUACCCUUAUGAACCCUUUUCAUUUCAACAAAUAACUAAUUGA